This is a messenger RNA of Hordeum vulgare subsp. vulgare (domesticated barley), 1173 nucleotides long. RefSeq lists its product as uncharacterized. Bases 272 to 589 code for a protein of 105 amino acids. The transcript has a single exon. Lineage: Eukaryota; Viridiplantae; Streptophyta; Magnoliopsida; Poales; Poaceae. The record is from RefSeq and is a predicted model, not a curated record.
AUCCCAUCUUCUCCAUUAGUACUACACAAUACACUGCAGCCUUCCUUUCUUCUCCAUUAGCACCACCACCACCAAACUCCAUCGUCGGUCACUGCCUCACCGAUGCGAGGUCGAAGGCCCCGGCGCAGCAUCUUCCUCCUCUGAAGAAGUUCCUCCAGGCAGGUGCGUCCCGGGAGCAACUCCAUUGGAGUGGCCAUUGGCCAGCCGAAGGUUCACCGGGCUCCAUCGUCCCGGCCGACGGCCGGCGUGCUGCAGCACGGCGCGUGGCACUAUGUGCCAGCGGCGGGGCGCCGAUAGGCCAGUGGAGCUGCUCGCCCAGUUGUCGAAGACGUCCCCGAGCGCAGCAGCCCGCGCGGGGAGGUGCAGCCCGAGGCUAGCGCUCGACGAAGAAGCACCAGUGUCCGCGUUCAUGGCGCAUGCACCAAUCGCCGAGGGCAGGUGCAUCCCCAGCCCGAAGCUUGCUGCAGAAGCCCCAACGACCACUGUCUCGUGCGCCGGAGUCGGUGAUGGAAGGCGCGGCGAGUCCGGCUGUGCGGGCUCCGCGGGCAGCGCCGGUGGCGCGGGCUCGACCUCCUCCUGGACCUCGUAGUCCAGUGGAAGAGACGACGACGGGGUCGGGCAUGGCCCCCAUCCGUGCACAGGGCAUGGAUGUGGUGGUGGAGGCGCUGCAAGUUCCGGCUCAACGGCGUCGACGUCCAUUGCUCCGUCCACAGGUUCGAGUACUUCGUCCGCGUACAGGUUCGGAGCAGCCGGUCCGGCAAGAAUCCAGGCCGGGAGCGGCGCCGGCGCCGGCGUCGGUUCACGCGAAGCACCGGAAGGCCCAGCACCGUGGCGACCACGGGCGCCAUGCCUAAGACGUGGUGCACGGCGGCGGAAACCGUUCCGGCGGCCACCGAACCGGCGAAGAUCACGGGCGUGGCGGUUGUGGCGGCGAAGUCCGCCAACACCAUGGCGACGGCGACGGCUCUGUCGACGUCGACCGCCGUCACGAACGAGGUGCAUGAAGAAGGAUAGGAGACCACGAGGCAUCCUCUUACCUUCUUCUUUCCUCCCUUCUUUCUUCUUUUCCGGCGACUCAUCGCCGGAGUUGUUUUGCCUUUUCUCUGCUCUCGGUAGAGUUACGGGCUGAUAACGUGUGAUAAUACAGAUUGAUCGAAGUAUCUCUUUCAUUGA